This is a messenger RNA of Sphaerodactylus townsendi, 3039 nucleotides long. It is a transcript of the gene TTC39C, whose product is annotated as tetratricopeptide repeat domain 39C. NCBI's taxonomy places the organism in Eukaryota, Metazoa, Chordata, Lepidosauria, Squamata, Sphaerodactylidae. The record is from RefSeq and is a predicted model, not a curated record. Gene Ontology annotation, molecular function: protein binding. The transcript is spliced from 14 exons. Gene Ontology annotation, biological process: otolith morphogenesis; cilium assembly. Bases 210 to 1928 code for a protein of 572 amino acids.
GGCUGCGGCGUCCUCAACGCCGGCUGCGUUAUUCACGGUUGCAGCAGCGAGAGGAGCGGCGGCCGCUAAGAGAGAUCCCCGGGGGAGAGGGACGGUGCCCGAGAGGGAGGGGGCGCGCCUCGGCUUUGCUGCUGCCUUCCUCGCGCAGGUGGAGGGCAGUGCGUGCUGGCGGGGGGCAGUGCCAGGUGAGUCUGCACCUGCCCGCCGCUAUGGCCGGUUCCGAGCAGGACAGCGGCGUCGGAGAGGAGCCGCUGCCCAUUGAGGACUCGGAGUUGGCGCUGGCCGGCAUCAACAUGCUGCUUAACAACGGCUUCCGGGAGUCCGACCAGCUCUUCAGGAAAUACAGAAACCAUAGCCCAUUAAUGAGUUUUGGAGCCAGCUUUGUCAGUUUUUUGAAUGCCAUGAUGACUUUUGAAGAAGAAAAAAUGCAGUUGGCGUGUGAUGACUUAAAGGUUACUGAAAAACUGUGUGAGAGUGAAGAAGCAGGAGUUAUAGAAACAAUCAAAAAUAAAAUUAAAAAGAAUGUUGAUGGCCGAAAGGCUGCCCCAUCCAUGAUCGAUCGUCUGCAGAGACAGAUAAUUGUAGCUGACUGUCAAGUUUAUCUUGCUGUGCUUUCUUUUGUAAAACAAGAAUUAUCAGCUUAUAUAAAAGGUGGGUGGAUCCUUCGAAAAGCUUGGAAAAUCUACAAUAAGUGCUACACGGACAUUAAUACACUUCAGGAAUUGUGUCAGAAGAUAACUCAGGCAUCUCUGACUUCUGAUGCUGCCAAUGACAAUCACAUUGCUGCAGAAGGUGUAACGGAGGAUUCGCUAAACAGACUGAAAGGUGCUGUUAGCUUUGGAUAUGGACUUUUUCACCUUUGCAUAUCCAUGGUGCCCCCAAACCUGCUCAAAAUCAUCAAUCUGCUGGGUUUUCCUGGAGACCGCCUGCAGGGGCUUGCUUCACUGAUGUAUGCAAGUGAAAGUAAGGACAUGAAGGCCCCUUUAGCUACAUUAGCCUUGUUGUGGUACCACACUGUAGUUCGUCCUUUUUUUGCUUUGGAUGGCAGUGAUACCAAAGCAGGAUUGCAAGAAGCUAAAGACAUUCUUCAGAAAAAAGAAGCUGCUUAUCCAAAUUCCUCUCUGUUUAUGUUCUUCAAGGGAAGGAUACAACGCUUAGAGUGUCAAAUCAACAGUGCCUUGACCUCCUUUCACACAGCUUUGGAGUUUGCAACUGAUCAGAGGGAGAUUCAACAUGUCUGUCUGUAUGAAAUUGGCUGGUGUAGUAUGAUUGAAAUGAAUUUCAAGGAUGCAUUUGAAUCCUUUGAGCGUCUGAAAAAUGAAUCAAGAUGGUCCCAGUGCUAUUAUGCCUAUUUAACAGCAGUGUGUCAGGGGGCUACUGGUGAUGUGAAUGGUGCACAGAAUGUAUUCAAGGAAGUCCAGAAGCUUUUUAAAAGAAAAAACAAUCAAAUUGAGCAGUUUUCAGUCAAAAAGGCAGAUCGAUUUAGGAAACAAAAACCAACCAAAGAGCUAUGUGUACUGGCAUCCAUUGAAGUGCUGUAUUUAUGGAAAGCACUUCCAAAUUGUUCAUUCACCAACCUGCAACACAUGAGUCAAGCUUGCCAAGAAGUUGAUGAUUCUGCUGUUGUUGGUUUGAAGAAUUUGCUACUUGGUGCCAUACAUAAGUGUUUAGGAAAUUCUGAAGAUGCUGUGCAGUUCUUCCAACGAGCCGUUAAAGAUGAACUGUGUCGCCAGCACAAUUUAUAUAUUCAGCCGUAUGCUUGCUAUGAACUUGGCUGUCUUUUAUUAGAAAACCCACAGACUGUGCCAAGAGGGAAAUCCUUAUUGCUUCAGGCUAAGGAGGAAUUCACAGGGUAUGAUUUUGAAAACCGAUUGCAUGUCCGCAUACAUGCAGCGCUGGCCUCUCUGAGGGAAGUGGUCCCUCAGUGAUCGAUGGGAAGCUUUCUAUUCUCACAGUUUGUGCAUAAGACAACUCAGAGAACAAAGAUGUUGUGAAGACCAACAUCUCUUUUGGAAGACCACCUGUGCCAGAGACAUUUUCCACAGCAUGUAGAGUUGGUGACAGAGAAAAAUGUUUCACUCUUUAACAAUCAAGGACAAAAUUAGGCUGAAAUGUCAACUGAACUUGGGCUCAGUCCAUUAGGAAUUUCUUCUGAGUAAGCCCUAUUAAAAGAAUGGAAGGUGAAAAUUGGGCUGCUGCCCAGCACCUGUGGUUCAGUAGGGCUUGACCAGAAGAACAGUCUAGAACACUGUUCUUGUGUCCUAACGCUUCAUAGAUUUGUUUUUUGUUUUAGCCAAGCUGAGCAUUAUAGCCUGUGAUUGUACAAAUGAGCCUACGGUAAGCACAUUUUGAUUUCAUAUAACCAAGUUGGCUCAGUUUCUGCAAGUCAGGUCUUUUUUUUCUGCUUAAAUAGAUGUCCAUGGUAUUUUGUACGGGAGAACUACCUGUUCAUGAAAAGUAGUAUAGAUUGGCAGGAGUAGCUAUAAUUUUAUCCAAAAACCCUGCCCUGUGGAGCUGAGGAGGAGAGUGGCUUGCUGUAGCACAAUCCGCUUCCUGUACAUUUAUUAGCUCAUUCAAAUGUGUGUGAAUAAUGAACCCCUGUAUUCCGAUAAAUAAUGAGAAUGUCUAGAAACUAAUUUUUCAGACAAAUAUUUAUUUUCGUCCUUUUGUUACUGUGUUUUUGAACAGUACAGUGGCCUCUUAGCCUUGCUGUGUUACAAGGUGCUGACUGGUUCUUUCACUUUUAAAGCCUUUUAAAAGUGACAUUUAAAAUCCUAUAUUAGUGCCAGAUUGAUGUGCUAAAUAUGACCUUCAAUAUGCCAUAGGGCUUAUUGUGCUGUUGCCAUAUCGUUCAUACUCCAGCUUUAGAGCUAAUAUAUAACUUCUCUAUUUUUUCUGUUUCUGCAAGCAAAUUAUUUAAUAUUUUUAAUUAGGGUCGGUGAGAUAUAGGAGGAAACAAUUCUUAGGAUUGUACUUUUUCAGAGUACUUGAAAUGUAUAACAUUGUGAAGAUAAAAUAGAUCUUUUUCUAAGAAAGUAA